AUGUUUCAUAUAUUCCAUUGGCGACGUCAACGUCAUCCUGAAAAUACGACACCGACAGAUCUUACAACAAAUCAAGAACAUAAAGACUCUCAUUCACGACAUCAUCGAUUACGUCUCUAUCAUGGAAAACAGCCCUUUGAACAUUUAUUUCAUGUGAGAAGACAUCGAUCAUCUUCCGAUCAUGAUAAACGACAGAAAAAUAUGCGUUUUACUUUUAAUCUAUGCAAAAAAACACAUCAACAAUCUUUUCAAUCAAAAAUAAAUUUAUCAUUACCAGAUUCUCGUAUUUCUUCUAAUCGUGGUUAUGUAUCUUUAUCUGAUCUUACAACGGAAACAUCUUAUAUUUAUUCAACUAAACAUCAGUCACAAUCGAAUAAUGAUAUUCAUUUCAAAGUUACUAGUCGAUCUGCUGAUACAGCACAUGUACGUCCAACUCAAGCAAAAUAUGAUCGUAUGCAAGCACCCAUUUUAUCAUUUGAUGAAGAAGGAGACAUUCCAGUACCAACAACUAAACAUAAACGUUUUCUUUCUCCUACUCAUGCACCUCUUACUGAUUCUCAUGAUAAUAUUUCAGGAUCAAAAUCAGGUGGUGAUAGUGCAUCACUUGAACAAACAAGAAAAGCAAAAUUUCGACAUGCACUACGUUCCGUAUCGAAAGUUGCUUUUAGUCAACUUGGUUUAGGUGGUCUUGUUGUUGGUUAUGUUAUUCUUGGUGGAUUAAUAUUUGAUGCAAUUGAAUCACGUUAUGAAUUAGAACGAUUAGAAGAAAAAGAACGUAAUCGACAACAUUUUGUUGAUCAAUUAUAUAAUCAUGCAUAUAGAGAAUUUAAUCGUGUUUUAAAUCAAACAUUUGAAUUAAAAUAUGCAUUAUGGCGUGGUGGUUUAUCACGUCAUGAUGAACGUAAUGAAGGAUGGCAAAUUGAUGUUGAAAAAGAUUUAUGGAAACAUCAUAUUGAUUAUGAAUUAUUACAAUAUUUUGGUGCCGAAGAAAAAAAUCAAUAUGGUGUUGAACAACAACAAGAACAAAAUACUGUACAAGUUUGGACAUUUGCUAGUGCUAUGCUUUAUUCAGCAACUGUUAUUACAACUAUUGGUUAUGGAAAUAUAACACCGAAAACAACAGAAGGAAAAAUUGCAACAAUGAUAUAUGCUAUGAUUGGUAUUCCUUUAAUGUUUAUGUGUUUAACAUAUACGGGUGAUUUAUUAGCUGAUGCAUUUAUAUCAGGUUAUUCAAAAAUGGUUAAUUUUUUAUAUCGACAAAUAUGUCGUGGUCGUUUAAAAAAUUGUUUACCUGAUGAUACAAGACGAAGUUUUGAACAACCUGAUUCCGAUGUUGAAGAAAGUCGACAUGUACCUAUUGUUGCAACAUUAGCUGUACUUGCACUUUAUAUAGCAAUGGGUGCAUUACUUUUUGCUCAAUGGGAAAAUUGGCAUGUACUUGAUGGAGCUUAUUUUUGUUUUAUAACAUUUACAACAAUUGGUUUUGGUGAUCUUGUACCAGGUAAAGGUACAGUAACAGAAUCUAAAGCAGGUAAAGCAGCAAUGUGUGCAUUAUUUCUUUUGUUUGGUAUGAUUGUUAUGGCAAUGUCAUUUAAAUUAAUGCAAGAUGAAAUUCUAGCAAAAUUUCGUCGAUUUGCUCGACGUUUUGGUUUUGGUAAACGAAAUAUAAAUGAUCCGGGAUGA
Molecule: messenger RNA, 1683 nt
Organism: Rotaria sp. Silwood1
Lineage: Eukaryota; Metazoa; Rotifera; Eurotatoria; Philodinida; Philodinidae
Source: the annotation of a GenBank genome assembly